Molecule: messenger RNA, 2494 nt
Organism: Plasmodium vivax (malaria parasite P. vivax)
Lineage: Eukaryota; Apicomplexa; Aconoidasida; Haemosporida; Plasmodiidae
Exons: 2
Coding region: 530-2494 (654 amino acids)
Source: RefSeq, a predicted model, not a curated record
AGCUACCUAAUUAGUAAAAUGGCGAAAAAUGUAUGAUCUGUUCAUAAGGCAGAAACAGGUAUGCUAAACAAAUGGGCGUGUCAUUGUUCGCAAAACCAUUUGCAACCUUUUUGUGUGGGAAAGAUCUGCAGAAAACGCAACCGAGAAAGGUCCAACUCGUAGCCUCCGCGUCACGCGGUAGGUAGACUCAUGGGAAACACGUGGUCAUAGAACCAAUGAGGUGUAAGAAUGCGUAGCAACUUAGCUGUGCACGUGUUACGCAUACGUUUAUGCGCACGGAAGGGAGAAAAAUGUGAGAGCAAAAAAUGUGACGAGCGCGAAGGAAUUCACCAAAAAUGGAAGAAUAAAAAGGCACUAUGGGGGAAACGGGAAAGGGAACUGAGAAAUGCUCAUCGUAGGCGCACAACGUAAGUGAAACGAAUCGCUUAAAUGUCCCGAACAAGUGACCAUUUGGGAUGAACAACAACGUGAUUUUUUAAACAAAGCUCACUGUUAGAAUGGUCAAAAAUGUACGUUCUGCGAAAAAAAGAUGAAUGAAGUAAAAUGCAUUUCGAGUCGCUUGAAAAGCCUCGGAAUUGUUCAACAAGGUGAUUUUUUUGUGGAUAGAAGGGUAGGAACCAUUUUGAGAAAUCUCCACAGCCCCUCAUCCAGCGAACAUGUGUUAAAAAAUAAAGAAAUAAAUCGAAAUAAGAAGCAGAAAAUAUGGAUGAAAAAAAUACACGUAAAGGAAUUGCCGCGUAAAAAGUUUGGAAAUAAACUGGGAACAGUAGCAAAAAUGCUCUACUUGAGACGUGUCAGUGGGGAUGGAGCAGAAGGUCGUGUCCUUUACGCUGACAAGCGUGAUGGGGAUUGUGGGCAAAGCGCACAUUCGGAUGCGUUCCUAAGAGGAGGAAACAAUCCUGCUGGCGAAGCAAGUGACACACACAGUAGAAGUAAGGGUAAGAGCUAUGCCAACACGUGCCGUUCAAAUGGGCAUAGUCCAUUGCCCACUGAGGAGGAACAGCAACGUAAAGCGAGCGGAAAAGAAAUUAUUCAACUUGGGAGUAACGAAAAAGAAGUCGCUUCGAUUAGAGGUAGCACAAAUGGGCGCAGAAUGGGCAACCCGAGUGAACACCACCGCAAUAACCAUUCAUGGGACGACAUUUGCGACGAACUGAAGCACCAUUUGCCGUUCCUUCAGCCGUAUAGCAUAACCACAGCUUUGAAUUACCUGUCCAAAGUGAACUAUGAUGAAUACAACAUUUUCAAGCUAGUUGCAGAAAAUGUGGAUGAAAGGUGGAUCAAAAAUUUUAACAUAAAAGACCUCUCCCAACUGCUCUUGUCUUACUCAAGACUUCACACAAAAUAUGACUCAUUCGUAAAUUUAAUAAGCAGAGAAUUGUUAUAUAAAAUAUGCUUUGCAAAUAUGGAGGAGAUAGCUUUAAUAGCCUAUUCGUACACAAAAAUGAAAAUAUACGAUUAUGAGGUUUUUCUUCAUUUGUGUAAUGAGACAAAACGGAGGUUGAAGAAGGAGCUAUCCCAAAGUGAAGGCACCUGUGUUGAUGCUACCGGGGGGGGUUCACAUAGCACUGUGGUGAUGGCUGAUAAUGGAAGAGAUGGCCAACUGCAUGGAAACUGCGAUAGAGGGGGAAGGCUCCCCAGGGAAGAAUAUCCCUCUUACUCGGAGGAGACACAAGGAGAGGGGAUUUCCCAGAAGAGAGCAACUCAUCAAGAAAUGAACAAAAGGGAGACAAAAAAUGGUGAGACACACCCCAAUUGGGGACACCACAACAUGGGGGAAUCAUCCCUCCAAGGGGAUACUACUUACAGUAGGAAGAAUCUACAGAAGGGGUCAAAUUUUAGCGCGAGUCUCACUGAGAUAAGUGGAGAAAAAACUGCUCAAAAGAAUGGCGAACGAGAACCAGGCAAGAAAUAUUCCCACAUAUGUCUGUUUGCCUACUGCCUCGGGAAAAACAAACAUCGGGAUGAUGCACUCCUUGACUUAAUUUCGAAAUAUGUAAAUGUGCAACGGAUUAACAACAUAGAUGUAAGCAAUUUGUCUUACGCAUUUUCUCUGUUCGAUUUUUAUGAAGGCAUUUUUUUUGAGCAGUUCUGCGAGAAGAGUCGCCAAAUUGUGCAUUCUGCGGAGCCGUCCCAGAAGGUACUUAUCAUGUCAUAUCUUUUAAAACACCCGAGGGAAGAAAUGCUAAGUGUGUAUGUGUUGUAUGUUAAAAAUGUGCGCGACGAAAUGGGGCAGAAUGAUUUAUAUAAAGAAGCGCUCCUCCUGAACAUGUGCAUAAACAGCUUUUCGAGUGACGUAUUUUUAAACUUCCUCCUCAAUGUGGUAACUUGCCCAGGAGGGGAUGGCAAUACACCGGAAAGAAGAAAUCAAGCCAAUUUUGUGUUAAACUUUUUGGUUGACUACGCAACCUUUUUUAUGGGAAAAAAGAAAAUGAGUUCACGUGAUUAUCCGAAGAUUUUGAACAUGCUCUUAAAGAAGACCUCCUCGAUCUGA